Molecule: messenger RNA, 553 nt
Organism: Marmota flaviventris (yellow-bellied marmot)
Lineage: Eukaryota; Metazoa; Chordata; Mammalia; Rodentia; Sciuridae
Gene: Svip
Product: small VCP interacting protein
Biological process (GO): negative regulation of retrograde protein transport, ER to cytosol; negative regulation of ERAD pathway; positive regulation of autophagy
Cellular component (GO): endoplasmic reticulum membrane
Source: RefSeq, a predicted model, not a curated record
AAGGCCUGGGACCCGUGUCGGAUCGCGCAUUUAGCGCCGCCUGUUCUGGGGCGGGCGGGGUCUCGGACCCCCUAGGUGUCUGGAUGGGGCUGUGUUUUCCGUGCCCGGGGGACUCCGCUCCUCCCACGCCCGACCCGGCAGAGAAAAGAGCAAAGCUUGCAGAGGCUGCAGAGAGAAGACAAAAGGAGGCUGCAUCUCGGGGAAUUUUGGAUGUCCAGUCUGUGGAAGAAAAGAGAAAGAAAAAGGAAAAAAUAGAAAAACAAAUCGCCACAUCUGGGCCCCCACCAGCAGGAGGACUUAGAUGGACAGUUUCAUAAAGCAUGACAUGAAUGGGAGAGUCUACUGCCAGUAGUUGUUCAACAUCUGCAAUCAAAUGGAAUUCCUUAAUUUAAUUUCUUCUCUUUGAAUACAAGAAGAGUCAAACUUUGUAACAUUAGUGCACUCAAGUGCAGUGCUAAGUCCGUACUAAAGGUAUUGGAAAAACUUGAUUUUCAAGCUUAGGAAUUAGUGAGACCUUUCAUUAAAUUCUUAUUUUCCUAUGUUUGCUCUUCUA